Messenger RNA from Lactuca saligna, 1609 nucleotides. Lineage: Eukaryota; Viridiplantae; Streptophyta; Magnoliopsida; Asterales; Asteraceae. The record is from the annotation of a GenBank genome assembly.
UUCUUGAUUCUGCAACGCUUAAAAAAUCAAAUAUCAGAAAAUGGAAAUAGGAAAUAAGGUUUACCUAAAUAACAUUGACCAGAUAGAUGAAAAAUCGCAUAUCAAGGUUCGGGUGCUUAAAAUUUGGAACUUUGUCAGAAAUAAUAAAGUUUGUUCCAUUGAAAUGAUCAUCAUGGAUGAGGAGGGUACACAAUACCAAGCUCGUGUCUUCAAUCAGAAUUUCUCCAGAUUUCGUCAUCUUUUAAAGGAAGAUGAAAGUUAUAUAGUUAUAAAACCCAAUAUGGUUGCUGUUACUAAUGGUUUUAGUUAUACAGGUCAUAAACAGACCUUAACUUUGGAUUGGAAAAGCAUCCUAAAAAAAUGUGAUGAUUUCUCGGGUCCGGUCAAUGGAUUUAUGUUUGUUGACUUUAAUUCUAUCAUAGAACAAACAUGCCCAAAAGACACAUUCUUUGAUGUUAUUGGACAUAUCGUGUCAUUUAGGCCUCUUGAAACUUCAAAUCCAGUACCAUCCAAGCAUUAUAUAAAAGUCACUCUUAGCAACCUAGAUUCUGUACAUCUGAAGGUUACUAUUUUUGGAAGUCAAGCAUAUCAAAUUUCAGAAUACCUAAAAAAUAACCCGACUGUUAAUUUUGUUGUUAUCGUGAUGCAGUUUUUGAAGCUAAACAUUUGGAAUGGUCUUGGUGAAGCUAAAAGUCAUUUUGAAGUAACGAAAUUGUUCAUAAAUUCUGACAUUUAUGAAAUAAAUGAGUUUAAAAAUAAGUUGAAAUGUCAUGACAAUUUCGGUAUAACUGAAAAAAGCAUAACUACACUUCAAAGCUACUCUUCUUCAUAUACAGAUGACUUUAAGGGCAAUUUUCCAUUAAAAACAAUCUGUGAGAUCACCGAACCAAUUAAGGAAAUAAAGUUUUUAUUAGUUGCUUCCAUUGUUAAUAUAAGGCAAAAUCUACCAUGGUAUUAUGAAGCAUGCAAAAAAUGUGGAAAAAAAAUUAUCCCUGUUCCCAAAACCAAUCAUUCGUAUACCAACCCUGAGGGAAUUUCAGAAACUAUGGUUGUCGAGUGUACAAAUGCACAAUACAAAAAAUCUGAAUUUCAGUAUAUAAUUCCAAUUAACGUACAAGAUUGUACUGGAACCAUUGGAUUGACUCUUUUUGAUAGGGAAGCAAGGAGGUUGUUAAAUAUAAGUGCCUACGAGUUGAAAAAGAUACAUGAUGCGGCCGGAGACAAUAUUACAGAAUACAAUGUCAACAACUAUAAUAACAUCUACACAGUUCUCAGAGUUACAGAAGAUAUGUCCUUUGUUUGUGAAUUGGAAAGUAAAAUAGAACUUAUGAGUAAUCAAUCUGUCUCCUUAAAUCAAGUUGCUUUGGAAUCCGAUGAUGUUGUACAGCCUGUUCAAAAGGAUGUGAUCUCACAAACAGACGAAAGUUUUACACCCUCAACAGUUGAUAAGUCAACCGCAACAAGUCCUUGCAAAAUAUCAGGUGAUUUGAAGCGCAACCUCCAAGAAAUUUAUGAUGUUGAUUCUGGAUAUGAUUUAAGUUCAACUAAGGCUAAAAGAAAGUCAACCGCAGAGGAAACUCCACUCUUGAUUCCAAAAAUUGAAAAGUGA